Molecule: messenger RNA, 1624 nt
Organism: Melanaphis sacchari
Lineage: Eukaryota; Metazoa; Arthropoda; Insecta; Hemiptera; Aphididae
Product: X-linked retinitis pigmentosa GTPase regulator-like
Exons: 13
Coding region: 68-1561 (497 amino acids)
Source: RefSeq, a predicted model, not a curated record
UUCGUUCGUGUACGCGCAAGGAUUUUGAUUCGGAAAAUAUUAGUGUAGAAAAUCGCGGGUCAUCGACAUGUCCGAAGAAGACGUGAUACCGGAAACCGGAGCAGUUUUCACGUAUGGAAAAAGUAGUUUUGCAGACAAUAUUCCAAGUCACUUUUUCAUUAGAAAUGAUCCAGUAAUUGAAAUAAGUUGUGGGGAAGAACAUUCCGGAAUCGUCUGUAAAAAUGGAAGAGUAUUUUGUUUUGGAAAAAAUAGUUUUGGACAACUUGGACUAGGGCACACUGAAAAUGUUUACAAGCCUAAUUGCGUUAAAAGUUUAAAACCAGAUAAGGUAAAGCAUAUAGCUUGUGGACGGUCACAUACAAUUGUUUCAACAGAAAAUAAUAUUGUUUAUGGAUUUGGCAAUAACAGCGACGGCCAACUUGGAAAAUCGGCGGCGAACGUGACUUACAGUGAUGUUCCCAUUGAAAUUACCCGUUUCAACGAUAAGAAUAUCAUUCAACUAUCCGCCGGAUCGUAUCAUACGGCGGUCCUUAUAGAAAACGGUGAUGUUUACGUCUGGGGCUCAAACAGCAAUAGACAACUAGGACUGAACUCGUUGAACGAUGAUUCGGUUAACGUCAGUGUGCCAACUAUUGUGCCGAUCACUCAACCCGUCGUGUACAUAUCGUGUGGACACAUUCACUCCGCGUUCGUCACGAAAGUUGGAGACUUGUAUACUUGCGGCGAUCGGGAGUAUGGGAAACUUGGCCAUGGCAUGUGGUCAGUUAGCCGGGUCGAAACGACCGAAAAGAUCGUUAAAGUCGCUUGUGGGGCUAACCACACGAUUGCAUUGAACGAUGUGGGAAAAGUGUUCGUUUGCGGUAACAAUGACUGUGGACAAAUAGGUCUACGAAGUGUUACAUCACAAGGUCAUUUGUACCCUUGUUCCAUUACAAAUGAACCGAUCAUUCAGAUUGUAUGCGGCCAGAACCACAGUGCUUUUAUUACCGCAAGUGGUAAACUGUUUAUGUGUGGCGAUGGAAAAUACGGAAAGCUCUGUAUAGAUGACAAUCAAAUAACAACUCCAAUGCUAGUAUUGGCGUUUGUUGAUAAAAGUUUAAAAGUACAGAUGGUCAGUUGUGGAGGAAAUCAUACUUUAAUUCACGCCGAGCCUUUCGAAAACGAUACCUCCAAUAACGGUUUACAACAAAUAAAAUUAUCUGAUUCGCUGCCUCCAUUAAGGGUUGUGAAAAAAAAAAUCGAAGAGCGAAAAGAGAAUAUUGAACCAUUUACGUCAAUUACUCCAGCCAAUGAUAACGAUUCGGGAGUAUUAAACGUAGUCAAAGGAAGCGUAAAAGAAAUCAACACAAAUGUGAUCGAUCAACAAAUUAAAGGGGAUAAAAAAUCGUUCAAUGAUAAUAAACCAACAGAAAUAAAAAUCACAAAUGAUGAAUCGGUAGAAAAGGAAGGAAAAAAUACAAACAUGUUGGUUACUAAUGAGAAAAACGAAAAAAAAGUAGUAAAUAAAUCAAAAUAUCCUAGAAAUGAGAGAGUGCGGUCUCGCUUGUGUGUAAUCGUUUGAAAAAAAGAUACAUAUUUAUUACAAUACAUUAUUAUCAUACAUAUAUUAUAUAAAUUAUAUUAU